This is a messenger RNA of Marmota monax (woodchuck), 2504 nucleotides long. Its product is annotated as keratin, type I cuticular Ha6. Gene Ontology annotation, molecular function: structural molecule activity. The record is from RefSeq and is a predicted model, not a curated record. The coding region runs from base 922 to 2304 and encodes 460 amino acids. The transcript is spliced from 7 exons. Lineage: Eukaryota; Metazoa; Chordata; Mammalia; Rodentia; Sciuridae.
CUAGUCUUUGAGGAAACUUCAUGCUCAUUGAAAUACUUUUACUUCUGUGUUGUUUGAUCCUCCUUGCAUUUAUGUGAAGUGGGCAGACAGGACAGUGAUCUCUAUUAUUCUUAUGAGGACAUUAAGGAUCCCAGAGAAGUGGCAUACCCGCUGUCACAGGGCAAAUAAUCAAAUGGAGCCAGGAUUUGAACCUCAGUCUCUAAAUUCUGUGUAUCCAGACUGGAUCUGAGUUGUGGGGCAGUAGGGGAUGGGGCACAGGAUUGGGUGUCAGGAGUCUUGGUUUCAGAUCCAAGCUCUGCCACUCACAUCCCGACUCCCCCUGAGCAAGCUUUUUUAAACAUUUGUGAGCCUUGGUUUCCACACUGGUAAAAUGAAGAAAACAUCAGCCGCCCCCCAGGAUUGUGAUGAGGUAUAAAGAAGGAGCUCUGAGCUUGCAUAUGACGGGGGGUGCCAUGGAUUUUAGUCCCUUCCCUCCCUUUUCAUUCCUGGUGGCCCAGACCCAGAUGAGCAGGGCGGGAGCAUGAGUGGUGACAUAUGGGACUCCUCAGGGGAAGGCAGAUAGGGAAGUCAGGUCUCCAAUGUCAUGUCUGAGGCCACUCCCAGUUUAUGGGAUCUGGUGCAAUGACUCUUUGAAGAGGCAAUAAAAUUCAGUCGGCUAGGAAAUGACAACAGAGGAGAGUCCUGACUUAGCAAACCAAAUGAACAAUUUUUUUUUUUUUACAAGGCAAGGAAUUCUGGAUGGGUCGUGAAAAUCACAUUCUAAUGCAAUUAGCUUUCUGGGUUAGGAAAAGGCUUUCCCAAGAGCAAAAGAAGUGUAACAUGCCAACACCCCAUAGAGAGUGUAUAUAAACAGCCAGACAGGCCUCGGGAGUCCAGAACCCGAGCUCAGCGCUAAACUGCAACCUUUCUCUGCUGGCACCAAUGGCCGCCCAGAUCUGCAACCCGACCUUUUCCUCUGGGUCUGUGAAGGGCCUCUGUGGCACAGCAGGUGGCCUUUCUCGGGUGUCCUCCAUCCGCUCCCUGGGGUCCUGCCGGGUCCCCGGUCUUGCUGGUGCUUCGGGAUCCAUCUCUUCAUUCAGAAUGGGCCUCCCUGGCCUGGGGAGCUGUUUGCCUGGCUCCUACCUGUCCUCUGGCUUUGCUGGGACCGGGGGCUGGUUCUGUGAGGGCUCCUUCAACGGCAGCGAGAAGGAGACCAUGCAGUUCCUGAACGACCGCCUGGCCAACUACCUGGAGAAAGUGCGCCAGCUGGAGAGGGAGAACGCGGAGCUGGAGAGCCGCAUCCGUGAGUGGUACGAGUGUCAGAUCCCGUACAUCUGCCCGGACUACCAGUCCUACUUCAAGACCAUUGAGGAUCUCCAGCAGAAGAUCCUGCUGACCAAGGCGGAGAAUGCCCAGCUAGUCAUGCAGAUCGACAAUGCCAAGCUGGCUGCUGAUGACUUCCGGACCAAGUACGAGACCGAGCUGUCCCUGCGGCAGCUGGUGGAGGCUGACAUCAAUGGCCUGCGCAGGCUCCUGGACGAGCUGACCCUGUGCAAGGCUGACCUGGAGAUUCAGGUGGAGUCCCUGAAGGAAGAGCUGCUCUGCCUCAAGAAGAACCACGAGGAGGAAGUCAAUGCACUCCGUUGCCAACUUGGGGACCGACUGAAUGUGGAGGUGGAUGCCGCCCCACCUGUGGAUCUCAACAAGAUACUGGAUGAUAUGAGAUGCCAAUAUGAGGCCCUGGUGGAGAAUAACCACAGAGAUGUAGAGGCCUGGUUCAACACCCAGACUGAGGAGCUGAACCAGCAGGUGGUGUCCAGCUCAGAGCAGCUUCAGACCUGUCAGACCGAGAUCAUUGAGCUGAGACGCACGGUCAACGCCCUGGAGAUUGAGCUGCAGGCCCAGUAUAGCAUGCGAAAUUCCUUGGAAUCCACCCUGGCGGAGACAGAGGCCCGCUACAGUUCACAGCUGGGCCAGAUGCAGUGUAUGAUCACCAAUGUGGAGUCCCAGCUGGCCGACAUCCGCUGUGACCUGGAGCGGCAGAACCAGGAGUACAAGGUGCUGCUGGAUGUCAAGGCUCGGCUGGAGUGUGAGAUCAACACCUACCGGGGCCUGCUGGAGGGAGAAGACUGCAAGCUUCCUCCUCACCCUUGUGCCACGGAUUGCAAGCCUGCCAUGAGAGUUCCUUGUGUCCCCUGCGCCCCAACCAUACCCUGCACCCCGGCGGGUCCUCAGAUCAGCACCCAGAUCCGCACCAUCACCGAGGAGAUAAGGGAUGGGAAAGUCAUCUCCUCCAGGGAGCAUAUGCUGCCCCGCCCGCUGUGAUCAGGCUCGGCCCCCCAGGAAGCCCCCUCUGGCUCCUGGCUGCUAAAUGACCCCUCAGUCCCCUAGAUGGGGGGCUACUCCGCUUAGCAGGCUUUUCUACCAAAAUUCUUCUUGUGUCGUGCGUCUGGUCUUAACUGUGCUUUUGGUAUCAUGUGUAACCAGGUUCCCCUGGAAGCAUCCCUAAUAAAGUGUGGUCUCUU